Messenger RNA from Saccoglossus kowalevskii, 1287 nucleotides. RefSeq lists its product as uncharacterized. The record is from RefSeq and is a predicted model, not a curated record. Gene Ontology annotation, molecular function: oligosaccharide binding; extracellular matrix structural constituent. NCBI's taxonomy places the organism in Eukaryota, Metazoa, Hemichordata, Enteropneusta, Harrimaniidae.
AUGUCCGGACUAGUCAGUUUCCUGAGUUGCUAUAUGCUAUCUCUCACCUGUGCGUCGUUGGUUUAUGCCGGAAUACCAGUUAACAGAAAUGGUGCCACUACUGAAGCUGAUGGUUUGACACUACAGCCAGAACAAGACGCUGAAAUGGUUUUUAAACCUGUGGAUGGUCACAUCAAGCUAGGGACGGUCACCUUCACAACGACUGGAGACUUUCAAAUCAGAGGCGAUCGGGGAGAUCCUGGUCCAGCUGGAGGGACCGGAAGAAGAGGUGCCCCGGGACUGCAAGGACCAAAGGGGGAAGCCGGUGAACCUGGAAGUUGUUCGGUCGACCGCCCUCAAACGGUGAGAUUUGCGACAUCUAAUGAAAAGUGCCAUACGGAUAACACAGGGACGGUGCGACUCCACCAUUCAGGGAAUAUUUUAGAAAUAUGCACUGGUAACCGAUGGCAGCCGUUGAAUAGCGGGAAGAUAGACAGCGAUAGUGUUGGCAACCUUCCCAAAACGUGCCUCGAUAUACUGUUCAGUGGCAAAGAAAACAAAGGCGAUGGCAUGUACUGGAUAAACCCAACUGACGGUGAUGACCGACAUAACGCCAUCCAAGUGUACUGCGAUAUGACAACCUCUGGAGGUGGCUGGACUUUGUCCGCUAAAGUGACCGACGACUACGCGUGGAUAUGCCCAGAAAAGAACGGUAAAACGUGUGCGGGAUCUGAUGUGGAUCCACGGGAGGCUAGUUUAUUCCAUGAUAUACACGAACGAGAUGAAGUGCUGCUAGAGUCGGGUACAGGGGCUGAAACUGGCGUACACUUACAGAAUAGUAUGAUAAGGAGAAUAUUCGUUGCCGGUCGACAACAAGUCCGUUUUACGUUUUACGGUAACGCUGACUGGAGGGCAACCGAGGACGGAUAUGCCAGUUUUCCAAGGCACAAGGAGAACACGCUGUUUUUGAACAAUACAUGGGCGGCAUAUGAUAAGCACAGGGCUGACUAUACCUGGAAUAUCAUUAGGCACACAAGAAAUACGAAAUUCACGGGCGGUCUCAUAUGCUGGGGCAUCAACGCUGGUGAGCCAUACAGAUAUUUUGACGAAGGUUUACAUAUGGGUAGUCCAGCUUACGGCGGGAAACCAUGUCACAUAGCAACAGACCAGAACGAGGUGAUGCUGAAAAGUCAUUAUGCGACGGCUAAUGGUGGGCACUUCAAGUGGAGCGACAGCCAUUCUCAGUACGGAUUUUUGAGAUCGGAACUCCAAGUCGUGAACAAUAAAAUCGCUAUCUGGGUUAGAUGA